Emys orbicularis (European pond turtle) is the source of this 814-nucleotide messenger RNA. It is a transcript of the gene INF2, whose product is annotated as inverted formin 2. The transcript has 5 exons. Lineage: Eukaryota; Metazoa; Chordata; Testudines; Emydidae. Gene Ontology annotation, biological process: actin cytoskeleton organization. Bases 104 to 814 code for a protein of 236 amino acids. The record is from RefSeq and is a predicted model, not a curated record. Gene Ontology annotation, molecular function: actin binding; small GTPase binding.
ACUGGAAGCAGGGAGAGGAUGAUCUUUGCCGCCCCUGCCAGCAGCAGCAGCAGCCGGUGAAGGAGAGAAAAACAAGCGCAGGGAGAACUGGGAGAGAUUAUUCAUGAUGUCUGUCAAGAAGGAAGGUGCCCAGAAGAAAUGGGCUGCCGUAAAGGAGAAACUUGGGUCCCAGGAGACUGACCAGUCAGAGGCCAACCUGGAAAAUGCAGAGCCAGAACUAUGCAUUCGCCUCCUACAAAUGCCCUCAGUAGUGAACUACUCUGGUCUCAAGAAGCGACUGGAGAGCAGCGAUGACACCUGGAUGGUCCAGUUCCUGGAGCUGAGUGGCCUAGAUCUGCUCUUAGAGGCCCUGGACAGGCUGUCUGGAAGAGGAGUAUCCAGGAUUUCUGAUGCCCUGCUUCAGCUCACCUGCAUUAACUGUGUGCGAGCUCUCAUGAACUCCCACAAGGGGAUCGAAUACAUUGUCAGCAAUGAAGGCUAUGUCAGGAAACUCUCUCAAGCACUGGACACAUCUAAUGUCAUGGUCAAAAAACAGGUGUUUGACCUGCUAGCUGCACUCUGCAUUUACUCACUGGAUGGGCAUGCCCUGGCUUUGGACGCUCUGGACCAUUAUAAGACUGUGAAGAACCAGCAGUACCGAUUCAGUGUCAUAAUGAAUGAGCUCUUUGCUACGGAUAACGUGCCUUACAUGAUAACGCUGCUAAGUGUUAUUAAUGCCGUGAUCCUGGGGACUGAAGAACUAAGAAUCAGGACGCAGCUCAGAAAUGAGUUUAUAGGUCUUCAGUUGUUGGAUAUUUUAAACAAGCUAAGGUAA